UAGAUGAAACAGUCAGGUACACCUUGGAUACCUCACCUCAGACAGCCCUGCACCGCUCAUCAGGAGUCUACGCCAACGUCAGAGCCAAGAUGGGGCGGAAGGAGAUCAUUUGCAGCUGGAAGAAAAGCACCAGUAAUAUCAAGGAAGUGUUUGACUUCAUAGGAAAAAUGGGAUCGGGGUCAUUUUCAGAGGUUUUUAUGGUGCGAGAGAAGAAAACGGGACAACUGUACGCUUUGAAAUGUCUAAGGAAGAAACACCUUGCUCAUAGCAACCUCGAAAAUGAAAUCAAUGUACUGAGAAGGAUACAGCAUGAGAACGUAGUGGGGCUGGAGGAUUUCUAUGAGAGUCGGACACACUAUUACCUGGUCAUGCAGCUGGUCUCAGGCGGGGAGCUGUUUGAUCGCAUUUUAGACAAGGGGGUUUACACCGAGAAGGACGCCAGCACGGUGAUUCAACAGGUGCUGCAGGCUGUCAGUUACCUGCACGAAAACAGCAUUGUACACAGGGACCUUAAACCUGAGAACCUGCUGUACUAUAAUACAGAGGAGAAUGCUAAAAUCAUGGUCAGUGACUUUGGUCUGUCUAAGACAGUGGAGCAUGGUAUGAUGUCCACAGCCUGCGGUACACCGGGAUAUGUUGCGCCUGAGGUGUUGGCCCAGAAACCCUACAGCAAAGCAGUGGACUGCUGGUCCAUAGGAGUCAUCACUUACAUCCUGCUGUGUGGCUACCCUCCAUUCUUUGAAAAGAACGAGACCCGUCUGUUUUCAAAGAUCAUGAGAGGGGAGUACGCCUUCCAUUCGCCUUUCUGGGACGACAUCUCUGAGUCUGCCAAAGACUUCAUCAGGAAUAUGAUGGAGAAAACCCCCGCAAAACGCUUCCUCACCGAGCAGGCUCUCAUGCACCCAUGGAUUGCUGGAAACGCAGCUAAAGACCUGGACAUUUAUCCGUCUGUCUGUGAACAGAUGGAGAAGAACUUUGCCAAAUCCAAGUGGAAACAAGCCUUCAACGCAGCUUCAGUAGUCCACCACAUGACGAAACUGCAGUCAUCCCUCAGUGAAACCUCAAACCUCUGCAUACCCGACAUCAUGGUACAGUCCACCUCCCAGCAUGACCCCGAGGUGCUGGGACCCUGCCAAGAUGAGGCCGAUGCCCUCGACCCAAACGGGAAUCCCGUUCUUGCGGCCGAUCAUCUAUCCCGCAGCAAUCCUGAGUUGGACAGAGGUCUCUGUCCACCACCGAGAGACAGUCAACGUGAGCCGGGCAACACUCCAUCAACAGAAUCAACAGAGGUCGCUAAAUUUAUUUCAGAGAUCGAUGCUCCGUUCAGGCCGUCCAAGAGCCUGGACGCUGUGUCUCAGAGGAAGGACAAGACAUUUCAGAGUGGAGUGUGUUCUGUCAUGUGAUUGGCUGGCUAACCUGAGAUGAAUCUCAUGCAGUUUGUCUCUUGAGUUGUCGGCACUCGGAAGCAUCCCCCCGGAUGUAAAGGUGUUGACACAUCUGCUGCUCGGCUUUGUCACGUCUGCUGUCGGGACACAUGUUCCAUUAACACAGUAUCUGCACUAUAAAAAAACACUUUAUCUGUUUAUAUGUAAAUUACGAUGCAUUAAAACAGACACAAGCAGGAAAUCGUCAUUUCCAACGCAUCCAAAUUGUGUUAUACUGACAUUUAUUCUCUCAAAACUAUUAUUAUGUAUUGCAUGUUACUGUCAACAUAAAUUCCAUUGAAAUGUAUUUGUUUUGAAUAGAUUUUGGUCACAUACAGUACGCAAUGUGAAAGCUAAUGCUGACUUGGGGGUCUGAUUUGCCCCUUCUCGACAAAGUGUUCCCAUUUUCCUAUAGCGUGAGGCGUUUACACA
Molecule: messenger RNA, 1856 nt
Organism: Etheostoma spectabile (orangethroat darter)
Lineage: Eukaryota; Metazoa; Chordata; Actinopteri; Perciformes; Percidae
Gene: camk1ga
Product: calcium/calmodulin-dependent protein kinase IGa
Exons: 13
Coding region: 90-1403 (437 amino acids)
Biological process (GO): protein phosphorylation
Molecular function (GO): protein kinase activity; ATP binding
Source: RefSeq, a predicted model, not a curated record